Molecule: messenger RNA, 619 nt
Organism: Coregonus sp. 'balchen'
Lineage: Eukaryota; Metazoa; Chordata; Actinopteri; Salmoniformes; Salmonidae
Source: the annotation of a GenBank genome assembly
AUGAAAUUCAUCACUGUAACAACUGGGAAUACUGGGACGUCUCAUGAGGACUUUAAAGGGCGUCUCACUACAGGAAGAGGUUUAACUGACGUGAUUAAGGAGGAGAGUGAUGUCAUCCUGUUUUUCUGUUCCAUCGUCUCUCGUGCUGGGACUGAUAUUGAAGAAGCACUGCAGCAGAAUCCAGGCAAACAAUAUGAAUGUUUUCCCUAGAUUUAAGGAGCUGAUACUUACUUAAAGGUUAAUUAAAGGAUCUGAAACCAGCAGCAGGGAUUGAUCAGAUUUUACACUCCUUUCAAACCACGUGUACGGCACGCCUUACCCCAAAAAAUUAUACUCUGUCUGUACCUAAGUGAAAUACAAUUAUCUGAUUUCCUGAAUUAUUUCUUGUUCCUUGCUGUCCCUCUCUCUCUCGACAGAUGGUAAACCUGUCAUUCUGGUAGUGCUGCAUCACUCCUUCGAUCCAGAGUGUGUUGUAUCUGACAGUAGCAGACUAGUGACCAGAGGUGAUGUAAUACUCACAGUGAACUGUCUCUUCCAUGAGAGCCAGGGAGUACUACUGGAGUGUCCUCGCAAUGAAAAGCAGUCAAAAAGAUUCAGAAGACGUUUAACAUGCAACCAA